AUGCACAUUCAUACAAGUCAAAUAUAUCAGUUUGAGAAAAAGAAAAAUAUUAAUAAUGAAAAUUGUCUACCUGAAACUCAGUUGCUAACUAGACAAAAAGAAAGUGAAUCAUCUGAAAUAUGUCAAAAAAGGUUAGCUAAAGAGAGGCAGGCUAAUUUGAGAAAAAAAUGA
Funneliformis caledonium is the source of this 171-nucleotide messenger RNA. The record is from the annotation of a GenBank genome assembly. NCBI's taxonomy places the organism in Eukaryota, Fungi, Glomeromycota, Glomeromycetes, Glomerales, Glomeraceae.